AUGCUGGACUGGAAACUGACAUCUGUACGUGUCACCCUGGCUGUGAUGUUGUUGCUGUGGAUCUCAGGAAAUGUGCUCUCGUUGGAUGUACCAACAGAGGUCCUGGAUUCUGGAUUCACAAACACGCAGUUCCUCCCCACAGAGAGGGAGGUGAAAUCAGCCACUGAUCUGGCAGCAAAGCUCUUGCUUCUUGACGAGCUUGUGUCCCUGGAGAACGAUGUGAUUGAGACAAAGAAGAAAAGGAGUUUCUCUGGCUUUGGGUCUCCCCUUGACAGACUCUCAGCUGGCUCUGGAGAUCAUAAAGGUAAACAAAGAAAAGUAGUAGGUCAUCCAAAAAGGAGAUUUGGCAUUCCCAUGGAUCGGAUCGGUAGAAACCGGAUUUCAAAUUCCAGAGGCUAA
Messenger RNA from Ochotona curzoniae (black-lipped pika), 399 nucleotides. It is a transcript of the gene OSTN, whose product is annotated as osteocrin. The transcript has 3 exons. Gene Ontology annotation, molecular function: signaling receptor binding. Bases 1 to 399 code for a protein of 132 amino acids. The record is from RefSeq and is a predicted model, not a curated record. NCBI's taxonomy places the organism in Eukaryota, Metazoa, Chordata, Mammalia, Lagomorpha, Ochotonidae. Gene Ontology annotation, biological process: hormone-mediated signaling pathway.